Molecule: messenger RNA, 2877 nt
Organism: Plasmodium vivax (malaria parasite P. vivax)
Lineage: Eukaryota; Apicomplexa; Aconoidasida; Haemosporida; Plasmodiidae
Exons: 1
Coding region: 1-2877 (958 amino acids)
Biological process (GO): error-prone translesion synthesis; replication fork processing; response to UV
Cellular component (GO): nucleus; mitochondrial matrix
Molecular function (GO): DNA-directed DNA polymerase activity; chromatin binding
Source: RefSeq, a predicted model, not a curated record
AUGGCGAUAGACGCGGAGACAUUUUACGGGAAGAGGAAAAGCGAGAAACCCAUCUUCGAAGGAAACAUAGAAAAAUACGGCAUCUUGAAAAGGCUAAAACGGUUCGACCAGUCUGUUUCGCAGGGUAUAAGAAAAAGGUGGUUCUACAAACAGCACGAGGCCCUUUCGCAUUACGCCCAGAUAGUGGAAAUAGAUUCACACGCGAAGGCAGACACUGAUGUGGAGGCGGAGGGGGGGGCACCCCCAAGUCGGGCCGCUUACCCCCGCAACGGACAGGGAAUAAUCAUAUACACGGAAGAGAUGGAAAACGCCAAGAGGUGCUUCAUACUGGACAGCCUCUACCGCUUCCUGAAGUUCUACUGCUUCUACGCCGUGUCGUUGGAAGAUAUAUACUUCGAUGAGGGGAAAGUACAAAAAUUGUCCUCAUGCGGAUCGCCACCAUGCAAAUCACCGCCAAACGAAGGGCGCCCAGGGGACCCGCCGCCAAAUGACCAACCGAUGCACCUCUACGAACUCAUCCUGGCGAACGAAAAACGGUGGCUCUUCUUCGACCUGGAGUGCGACGUGCUGAGCGAACGCCAAGAGAAGGACUGCGUGCUGCUCAUAUUCCUCAUCGAGCUGUGCCUAUUCGUGUACGCCAACUUUGACGUAAAAAUUUGCCUAAACGAUGCCAUAAUUUUAGAUAGCUCCACCAGCGAAAAAAUAUCUUUCCAUGUGAUUGUAAAAAAUAUUCAUUCCCUUCACGAUGAUGAUGAUUAUUAUGAAUAUUUAAAAGAUUAUUGUCACUUUUUUCAAAAUCGCCUGAACAAGUCAGAUGAUUUUUUUUACGACAAGUAUAAGAAAAGGCAAACAAAGUUGACUGCACAAAAGAAUCAGAAAAAGCUUCUCCUUUUUGACAACGAAAAUUGCAUAAAAUAUUUUGUUGACCUGUUUAUAAAUCACAUCGUGCGAGCGAUACAGGAAAGUGAAAACGCGUGCGUCAUUAAUUUGUCUACAGUUUAUAUAGAGCGUGAAAAGGGGGUUUCUCUUCCCUGUGAAGACAACGCAAAUGAGUGUUCCCUUGGUAGUACUAAAGUGGGAGACCGGACAAGCGAUACCCACGAGGGAAGCAUCACCAGUGGAAGUGACACCACCAGUUGUAACUUCAAGGGGAGGUCUCCAAAUUUGUCUGCGCCAGAGGGGGAUCACCAUAGGGAUGCUUUUUCCAACCCUAACUCGCACAAUUGGCAGAGUGAACCCCCCGUUGAGGAGAAAACCCCUCUCGACCUGAUAAACGACUUUAGCGAGAUACACGAUUUGGUGAUGGCCAUCAGUAGGGGGGAGAUUCCCAGCGAGCAGAGGAGCCCCCUCUGUGGAGGGGCACCCAACGGGGGAGGAAACCAACCGAGGGACGCAAAAGAAAGAAAAAAAAAAGGUUCCUACUUCUCCCUGUACAAUAAAUCACUAAACGAUGUAGUGAAAAGUUACGUUGCCAAAUUGGAAAAGGCAAAAGGAAACAACUAUUUCGACAGAGCAGAUGAUAAUUUCCUCAUUCUGCUAUUUGCAAUGAAGAGGGAAGAGAGUGCAGACAAAUCGGCCGAAGAGAAUGCCUCCCAUGUGGACAACAAAAACGGUGAGCCAACUCUCCAGAAGGAUAUUCCACCCGUAGAGGACACUGAGGGCACUUCCGCAGGGGAAGAAGCAAACACUCAGGGCGAUCUCCAAAAUGAGGAGGAACUUUUCCAAAUGCACAGAAAAAAAAAUGGGGACCACGAAAUGGUACUGCUCAAAUGUAUUGUGGAUAACUCUGUGUAUAGCAGGAAUAGGAACUUCCGCAUGAUUUUUUCGAGCAAAAAAAAAAAAAAAAAUAACAGCAAAUUGAUGCUCAGCAGGUAUAAUGUGAAGAGAUAUAGCAAAGCGAACGUGGACAGUUUGAUAUUAAAAAGUUUGGUCACCUUUUACCAGGACGAGGAUGCCAGUUGUCAAAUAGGGGAGGACGUAAUUUUUAAGAGGGACCAGGGGGAGAGGUUUGGGCAGCCGCAUAGGCAGCUGGGUGAGCAGCUGGGUGAGCAGCGGGAUGGGCAGUCGUAUGCACAGCUGCUCAGACCGAUGCGCGCCCCUCCCCCUAUCUCUUUUUCCCGCCUCAGCACUGGCAACGCGAAAAGGUCGCGCAAUGGAGCAACGCCCGGCACCACAGAGCUGUACGUACACAGAAGCAUUCAGCUGGACGACAUCAAUCAUGCCCACGUGCACACCAUUUUAAAAAUUAUUUUCUUCUGGAAUUUUGAAUUAUAUAAAAAUUUUAAAAACAAUAAAAUAUAUGUAAACAAAUUUCAAGGAGAAAUAAGUAAAGAAUAUUUUUACAGAAUUGUUUCCAUCCAUAAUAAGCUCCAGUACGACCUCUACAUGCAUGGCGCAAGCGAGGGGGAAGUCGCCGCAUCGGAGGAGUGUCCUGCCCUGGAAAAGGCAUGCACACAGGGGAUAGACAAAAAAAACAUCACAUCAAAGGGGAUGCAAAGGGAGGGUCAUGUGGGCCCCCCGCGGAAAGGCAUAAUCACACCACAAUUUUGCAAAAACUUAGACACAUAUGAUGAUUUAUUUUUAAAAAAUGCAGAAUUUUAUGCGUACGUCUUGGAUGAAUAUACAAAAUGCACACAGAUGAAAAAUGAAAAAAAUUCCUCCCUCCUCUUGCUCAUAAAAUAUUUUAUAUAUUCCAUCACAUGCAACGCGGAAGAGUACAUUCUCCAUUUCAGGGAAAACAAAUUUUGUAAAAAUAAAAACCGCGCACACAAAUCGAAUCACAUAUACGUUGUUUUUAACCACCUCAAAAAUUUGUUCGUGCAGAAAUGCCACGACAGUGAGUGUUCCCACUUCGUUUCGGAGAUUUACUACCUCUAG